GUGCUUGGCGCCUCCGGCGACCUUGCCAAGAAGAAGGUGCGUGUCGGCCGGCGCGGCGGAGUGGGAUGCAUGUGGAGCAAGGGAGCACUCGAUGGGCCAGCAGGUAGCUGAGGCGGGCCUCGGCUCAAUGCGAAGCGCGCCUGGGCACCUCAGAGCUCCUGGAAGCAGGCUGAGAAGAGAGAGACAGCCAGCGCCUGCUGCUUCGUCUGGCUGCUCCUGGCGGCAGAGGCCAGACACGCUGCCAGCGAGACCCUGCCGCGCGCCGAGGGCCCGCACACAUGCGCAGUGCUGACCGCCGCGCUCAGACGUACCCGGCGCUCUUCAACCUCUACCGCCUCGAGCUGCUGCCGAAGGGCACGCACAUCGUCGGCUAUGCGCGCACCAAGAUGGACAAGCCCGAGUUCCACGAGAAGAUCUCGGCACACUUCAAGGACGCCGACUCGGGCGAGGGCGCCAAGGCCAAGAAGGCCUUCCUCGACAUCUGCACGUACCAGCCGGGCGCGUACGACAAGGACGAGGCGUUCCAGGAGCUGAACAGCGCCAUGGAGAAGAUCGAGAAGGAGGGCGGCAGCAAGAACCCGAACCGCCUCUUCUACAUGGCGCUGCCGCCCAACGUCUUCACCGUCGUCGCCGCCGGCCUGAAGAAGAACUGCUACUCGGAGAAGGGCCACAACCGCAUCGUGAUUGAGAAGCCGUUCGGCAAGGACCUGGAGAGCAGCCGCGAGAUGAUGGGCAAGCUGAAGGACCUGUGGAAGGAGGAGGAGACGUUCCGUGAGUGUCAGGGCGCGCUGCGGCUGUGUGGAGGCGCUAUGCAGCGUGCGGAGCUCGCGGCUGACGCGCCGCGCUGCACAGGCAUCGACCACUACCUCGGCAAGGAGAUGGUCAAGAACCUGCUCGUGAUGCGCUUCGGCAACCCCGUCGUCGACGCCGGCCUCAACAACAAGAUGGUCGACAAUGUGCAGAUCACGUUCAAGGAGCCGUUCGGCACCGAGGGCCGCGGCGGCUACUUCGACGAGUUCGGCAUCAUCCGCGACAUCCAGCAGAACCACCUGUCCCAGGUGCUCUCGCUGCUUGCCAUGGAGCAGCCGAAGUCCUUCUCGGCCGAGGACAUCCGCAGCGAGAAGGUCAACGUGCUGAAGGACGUGGCGGCGAUCAAGAAGGAGGACGUGCUGAUCGGCCAGUACUCGGCCGCCGACGGCAAGCCGGGCUACAAGGACGACGACACGGUGCCCAAGGACAGCAACUGCCCGACGUUUGCCGCACUGACGCUGUGGGUCAACAACGCGCGGUGGAGCGGCGUGCCGUUCAUCCUCAAGGCCGGCAAGGCGCUGGACGAGGCCAAGGUCGAGAUCCGCAUCCAGUACAAGGACAUCGAGACGGGCCCGUUCAAGGGCCUGCCGCGCAACGAGCUCGUGAUGCGCAUCCAGCCCAACGAGGCCGUGUACUUCAAGGUCAACGCCAAGACGCCGGGCCUGCACAUGGGCACGCUGCCCGCCGACCUGGACCUGACGUACAAGGAGCGCUUCGAGGAUGCGCGCAUCCCCGAGGCGUACGAGGCGCUCAUCCUCGACGCGCUCAACGGCGACCACAGCCAGUUUGUGCGCGACGACGAGCUCGACUACGCGUGGAAGAUCUUCACGCCCAUCCUCAAGUCGAUCGACGCCGGCGAGAUCAAGAACGAGCUGUACAAGUACGGCUCGCGGGGGCCGGCGUCGCUCAACGAGUUCCAGACGCGCUACGGCUACGUGCGCGACAACACGUACGCAUGGCCAAAGACGUCCGUCUCCAAGGAGACGAAGACGAAGAUGUGAGGGGCCGGGGCGCGAGAGCAUGCACAGCAGCAACCCAGGGCGCACGCGCGCCGGGACGGCCGCCGCCGCCCGUCCGAGCGCAGGCGUGGUGUAAUGAACCGUUCACGAGCUUCCAGGAUGCGUGCACGACGACGGCGAGCCGCGCUGAGAGCUCACGCGGGAGUAGGCGAUACCGCCGGCGUGCGUGUGCGGCCCGCGCCGGCGCGGCAUCGGGGUCUGGGAUCGGCAGGGCGGCUCGAUCUGCUGCACGGCGACGUCAGCC
Messenger RNA from Tilletiopsis washingtonensis, 2073 nucleotides. RefSeq names its product putative ZWF1-glucose-6-phosphate dehydrogenase. The coding region runs from base 279 to 1811 and encodes 510 amino acids. The transcript has 4 exons. Gene Ontology annotation, cellular component: cytosol. Gene Ontology annotation, biological process: glucose metabolic process; pentose-phosphate shunt, oxidative branch. Gene Ontology annotation, molecular function: NADP binding; glucose-6-phosphate dehydrogenase activity. The record is from RefSeq and is a predicted model, not a curated record. Lineage: Eukaryota; Fungi; Basidiomycota; Exobasidiomycetes; Entylomatales.